UUUGGUGUACCAAUUACACAAUAUGAUAGUGGAGAAAUUAAACAUAAAUCAAUUGCUAUGACACGUAAAAAUUUGGAAACAGAAAUGACAUCAAAUAAAAGAUCUAAAAUUGUAUUAGAAUCAAAUAAUUCACAUGAAUUAAAAAUUGAAGAACAAAAAAUGAAACUUUAA
Cetraspora pellucida is the source of this 171-nucleotide messenger RNA. The record is from the annotation of a GenBank genome assembly. Lineage: Eukaryota; Fungi; Glomeromycota; Glomeromycetes; Diversisporales; Gigasporaceae.